Aspergillus bombycis is the source of this 246-nucleotide messenger RNA. RefSeq lists its product as uncharacterized. The record is from RefSeq and is a predicted model, not a curated record. The annotation marks the transcript as partial. The transcript has 2 exons. Lineage: Eukaryota; Fungi; Ascomycota; Eurotiomycetes; Eurotiales; Aspergillaceae.
AUGGUCCCCCGGAUCGCGUCGUUUUACUCGCGCAUGUUCAACUGUGCAUGCAUACGUCGAGCGGACUGGGCGCGAUUUUCGCUGCUCAGGAGCUUGAGCUUUACUGGUGUCCUUGGAGUCAUUCGCUUGUACACUGCUACCUGGAUCAUUCCAGGUCGGACGAUUUCGUCCCAUUCCAACUACAGUCAUUCGCUAUUCUUCCGCUGGUCGAGCGUUUUGCUUCGCUUUUCUUCUUGUGCUCGGCCA